Molecule: messenger RNA, 869 nt
Organism: Actinia tenebrosa (Australian red waratah sea anemone)
Lineage: Eukaryota; Metazoa; Cnidaria; Anthozoa; Actiniaria; Actiniidae
Product: neuropeptide receptor npr-1-like
Biological process (GO): cellular response to hormone stimulus; G protein-coupled receptor signaling pathway
Cellular component (GO): plasma membrane
Molecular function (GO): G protein-coupled receptor activity; peptide binding
Source: RefSeq, a predicted model, not a curated record
AUGGUGGACAUUAGGGAUAUUGUUUUGAAUAGCACCGGGAACUCGACAAAUGGCACUGAAUGUUCUUCCUAUGGCAAAAGCCCCUCGAAAGUUGAAGAGCCAAAAGCAUCCGAGAAUUUUCGAACAGUGUUUAUGGCCUUUAUAAUAUUCUUUUCAAUAGUGGGCAAUGCCUUGGUAUUAAGAGGAGCCAUUUCUCGAAGGAACAAGCCAUUUGUUUACUAUCUGGUGAUAAAUCUAUCUAUAGCAGAAAUCAGUAUUGGCGUUCUGCGGCCAUUUGACAUGGUCGUCGAAAGAACACCUUUUAAAUGGGUGUUUGGUGAUUUAUUAUGCCAGCUCGUCAAGCCUUUGUCAUUAUGUGCUACAAUGGUUGUCACGUUUACUCUAGCAGCCAUCGCAGUGUUCCGAGCCAUAAUGAUGCUUCAGCCAAAGAGGAAUCGCCCUUCUAAACGAUUUGCUUUCAAAAUUAUGGCCUUUUCCUGGAUUUGGGGAGCUUGCUUGGUCACGCCCAUCGGGCUGAACCAAAGACUCCUUUUACAUUCGGAUCCGUGUUUUCCGGUUAUCCUUAAAAUCUGUGGCACUGUUGAGGAUAUGCCCGUUUACGAUGUUGUGUAUUAUAUUGCAUUUUUUUUCGCGCCAUUUGCGUUGAUGUUGGCGUCUUAUAGCAUAGUGAUAUACAGGAUAAAACAGCACAUUCGUUCYGAGGRAACYAGUAGUCGAGAAGAAUCCAUUGAAUUGAAUAGACCUGUACAGUUCCUUGCGACAAAGCCGCCUCAAACCUCUCCAUACAACCAAGCCUCGCAACUCAAAGACCUCAAACAAAGGCCUAGAAUGCCCAAUAACAGAGAUAACCAAAAAAGCAAGAUGUUAAA